Malus domestica (apple) is the source of this 1613-nucleotide messenger RNA. Its product is annotated as actin-7. The record is from RefSeq and is a predicted model, not a curated record. Lineage: Eukaryota; Viridiplantae; Streptophyta; Magnoliopsida; Rosales; Rosaceae.
CGACAGUCCAGACUUUCCAGAGGUUGGCAGAAAUUCCUUCAAUUGUCUAAUCGUAAAGCAGAAUCAAACCGACCUUCAUUUUUCCAUCAUUUCGUCUGGCCGGCCGCCCACCCAAUCCUUUUAGCUGUCAGCUCAAAUCCUCCUCGACUCCCCGAAGCAUCACCAUAAAGAAUGGCAGAUACCGAGGACAUUCAGCCUCUCGUCUGUGAUAAUGGUACUGGAAUGGUUAAGGCUGGAUUUGCCGGAGAUGAUGCUCCAAGGGCUGUUUUCCCCAGUAUUGUUGGUCGUCCUAGACACACAGGUGUUAUGGUGGGGAUGGGACAGAAAGAUGCCUAUGUCGGGGAUGAGGCCCAGUCGAAAAGAGGUAUUCUCACAUUAAAAUACCCUAUUGAACACGGGAUUGUUAGCAACUGGGAUGACAUGGAAAAGAUCUGGCAUCAUACUUUCUACAAUGAGCUUCGUGUCUCUCCUGAGGAACAUCCUGUGCUCCUUACUGAAGCACCCCUGAAUCCUAAGGCCAACAGGGAAAAGAUGACUCAGAUCAUGUUUGAGACCUUCAAUGUCCCUGCUAUGUAUGUUGCCAUCCAAGCAGUUCUUUCCCUCUAUGCUAGUGGGCGUACUACAGGUAUUGUGCUGGACUCUGGUGAUGGAGUCAGUCACACAGUUCCCAUCUACGAGGGUUAUGCACUUCCACAUGCCAUCCUCCGGCUUGACCUUGCUGGACGAGAUUUAACAGAUUCCUUGAUGAAGAUCCUGACUGAGAGGGGGUAUACUUUUACUACAACUGCUGAACGGGAAAUUGUACGCGACAUCAAGGAGAAGCUUGCCUAUGUGGCACUUGAUUAUGAACAGGAACUUGAAACUGCUAAAAGCAGCUCAUCAAUUGAGAAGAGCUACGAACUACCUGAUGGUCAGGUGAUUACCAUUGGAGCAGAGCGUUUCCGUUGCCCUGAGGUCCUAUUUCAACCAUCAUUCGUUGGAAUGGAAUCGCCUGGAAUUCACGAGACCACCUAUAACUCUAUUAUGAAGUGCGAUGUUGACAUUAGAAAAGACUUGUAUGGCAACAUUGUCCUCAGCGGAGGGUCCACUAUGUUCCCAGGAAUUGCUGAUCGAAUGAGCAAGGAGAUCACAGCCCUCGCACCAAGCAGCGUGAAAAUUAAGGUGGUAGCACCUCCAGAGAGAAAGUAUAGUGUUUGGAUUGGAGGAUCCAUAUUAGCUUCACUGAGCACAUUCCAGCAGAUGUGGAUUUCUAAGUCUGAGUAUGACGAAUCAGGCCCGUCCAUCGUCCACAGGAAGUGCUUCUAGACAUACGAUCAUAUCGUCAUCUUCCCCCCCCCCCCCGCCCCCCCCCCCCCCCCCCCUCCUUGGAUUUGUGUGGUUUCGGAUUGUCAGAUAGCGUUUAUUGUGUGAGCUUGGGGUCCGUCAUCUCUUUUGUCAUCGCUUUUAGAUUGCGUCACAUAUGAUAUAGUAAGAACGGUAGUUCUUAAGUCGGAUCGGUAUAUGCAGUUGUGCUGUUUUGUACACAUUGUUUAUGUGGUUUUAAAGUUUGUUGAAAUAGAAUAUUAGAUACUAAUUAAAUAAUUAAUGAUGUUGUUUUGGAUUAUUAAUUUACA